This is a messenger RNA of Drosophila persimilis, 1162 nucleotides long. RefSeq names its product carbonic anhydrase 2. Gene Ontology annotation, cellular component: cytoplasm. The record is from RefSeq and is a predicted model, not a curated record. Gene Ontology annotation, molecular function: carbonate dehydratase activity; zinc ion binding. The coding region runs from base 170 to 1084 and encodes 304 amino acids. The transcript is spliced from 5 exons. NCBI's taxonomy places the organism in Eukaryota, Metazoa, Arthropoda, Insecta, Diptera, Drosophilidae.
GAGAUCCGUAUUCGUAUUCGUAUUCAUAUUCGCAUUCGCAUAUGAGAAAUUAUGCAAAACUGAAAGCGACCCGAGACAAAGACAAGCACGCGCGAUUCCGUUUCCCAGCAUCAAUUAAAGAACCAUAAACAGAACAAUCGGGAGAUUGCAAAUCUGCAUCUGUAAAACAAUGCCAGAAUCGAGAAUUUUUCAAAAACUUUUACUAUUGCUGCCGCUUGCCUAUACCAACAAGCCGCAACUACCGCAUAAUGAUGAUGGCGAUCAUCGUGUGCAUCAUUGGAACUACGAAUAUAACGGAAACGACUGGGGUGGCACUUGUCGGACGGGACUACGACAAUCCCCCAUAAGAUUGGCCGUUCAAAAAUCGCUUUUAGCAGCAAUGCCGCGGAUUACUUUCGGGAACUACGACACAAAGCUGAGACCUCCACUCACCUUGGUGAACAACGGGCAUUCGGCUCACAUGGACAUACCAGAGACGCUUGACAACAGCAGACCAUUUAUAACUGGAGGGCUCCUCAAGGGUCGGUACAUUGCGGAGGGUCUCCAUUUCCAUUGGGGAUCGCCGAACUGGCGUGGAUCCGAGCAUUCGAUCCAAGAUCAUCGCUAUGAUGUGGAAAUGCACAUUGUUCAUAGGAAUUCAAGGUACACCGAUUUCCCCGAAGCAUUAAAGUAUAAAGAUGGCGUCGCUGUGCUUGGAGUAAUGUUCAAAAUUGUCCAAACACCAGAUGCCUUUUUUCCCGGUCUGAACAAAAUCUUUGCCCAGCUUCCAAAAAUUAAGAAAUACAAAGAGGAAGCGACAAUUUUGGGCAGUCUAACAUUGGGACAAGUGUUCGGAAAUUUGAACACCCGCGACUUUUUCACGUACAGGGGAUCGUUGACGACGCCCGAUUGCGAGGAGGCUGUUACCUGGACCGUGUUCUCCCAGCCCCUGCCCAUAAGCUUUGCAGCGGUCUCGCGGUUUUGGAACCUACGCAGCUCUGACGGCUACAGAUUGGUCAACAACUAUCGAAACAUCCAGCCCAGGAACAACCGGCCCGUGUACUAUCGUACCAGCCCGAAUCAGAUAAACAAUUUGCUCGGCUAGUAAUGAUCAUUGGAGGAGAGGACCAAAGAUGGGAGCGAAAAAUAUACCUAUUUUUAUUAUUUAUUUCAUAUUUUACAA